Molecule: messenger RNA, 4271 nt
Organism: Mus musculus (house mouse)
Lineage: Eukaryota; Metazoa; Chordata; Mammalia; Rodentia; Muridae
Gene: Prune1
Product: prune exopolyphosphatase
Exons: 8
Coding region: 1678-2949 (423 amino acids)
Biological process (GO): regulation of microtubule polymerization; regulation of neurogenesis
Cellular component (GO): nucleus; focal adhesion; cytosol
Molecular function (GO): tubulin binding; inorganic triphosphate phosphatase activity; phosphatase activity
Source: RefSeq, a predicted model, not a curated record
GCGGCUGUUGAUUAGACCUCCCUGGAUGCCCGCCGCAGCCCUCUGCUCUGGAGCCAAGAAAGCAGGGCGGAAGGGCGUUGUGUUUGCAUAUGUACUCGUUCAAUAAGAAAGAAAAUUCCCACUCCUGGUUUUCUGGAGCCCCUGAGCUCUUUCCCAAGGCUUCCCUUCUUCCCCGUAUGCUUUUUUUGAAAGGCUAGGAAUGAAACUGGUUCAGCUGUGUACCUGGUCGGGGGCGAGGAAGACGCUCUUCUGCCUCUUCUCACCUCCCCGAGAAGCAGGACGAUCUGGGGAUAGAUUAAAAAAUGAGGGAACAUGUUAUGAUGAAGGGACAUUUUCCCCCCAAGUAGUCUGCCCUGGGACACGCAAGUGGCAGUUAAGGGAUGUUGGAACCCAGCCUUAGGUUCUGAAGGCUCCUCUAAACUCUAUUGAUGUGACGGCCAAAGGAUAAGGCUUCAAGCAACUCGGAAAGCCGAGAGAACUGUUGCAACAGAGACCCAGGAAGCAAAGUCACGGUUGCAACAGCCCAUGAAUGAGGAGUAUUUGCUCAGGCUGUAGAAGAAAGGCUAUGAAGAAGGAGGAAGAGUUGGCACGACAGUAGGUUUUAAGAAAACAAGUCAAACAUUAUGGUAAUGUUUUCCUAUCGUGAACAAACACAUUGAUCACGAUUUGUCAGUUUGGUAAAGGGGAGAAUUUAAAAAAAAGAAAGAAAAAACACCUAACCAGGGAAGCUAUUUUAAUAAAUAAUAUGUACAGCAAUGUUGUAAUUUAAAGUCCUAACCAAACCAGGCCUGUGAAUCCAGUAUUCAGGAAACUGAGGAGAAAGAUUACAAAUUCCAGACAGGUUGGGCUAGAUAGAAAGAAUUUGUAUUUUAAAAAAAAUUGAGAGAUUAAUUUACAUCAAUCUCGAACAGAUUUUCGGUGUAAUAUAUGGAAAGGUACUAUACUUAGUCCUAUCUGCAAGUUCAGAUGCCAUAAAGGCGAGUUAUUGUGACACAUACACAAUUUGCAUGUCAUAGCCCUCCGAAAACUGCUCACUUGAGGACAAACACGAGCUGCUGGACUACAUUUCCCAGGAGGCACCGCGAUAUACCAUACUCCUCCUUGACGUCCCAUGAGUCUUUGGGCUCAGAACCCAGCCUCUGCCGCUGGGGGGCGGGGCAACGCCGGACUCCCGGAGUGCCGGAUUACGCACUUCCUCCUGGGGUUCGGAGGCCGAACCCUUUAGUGGCGGGUUCGAGUCCCGCCCCCUGACUCUCGGCUCUAGACCCUAGGUCUAGGGCGGGGUACAUUCUGCCGGGUUACCUCUCCUGGCUGAGGGGCAACGGCACACCUCGGGCUUUACCAUGGAGGACUACCUGCAGGACUGUCGAGCCGCUUUGCAGGUAACGGGUCCCAGUCCGUGACCGAAAGGAAUGCAGCGUGGGGUCUGGGAAGGACGAAGGUGUGGGAUCUGGGGAGCCCGGACGGUCGGUGUGGAGGGAUCACAGAGAUGGACGCGGGGGAGCUAGAGGACCAAGCCCUUCGGCCAUAGGCGGGAGAGCCCGGAGAAAGGAGUCUCUUGGUUUGCUUGAGUCGGGUCCUUCGGCAGAACCUGUGCGGCGGCCGCCAGCCUCGCCCGGCGAGGAUUCCAGGCCUCUACAUGUCGUGCUGGGAAAUGAAGCCUGCGACUUAGACUCCAUGGUGUCUGCUCUCGCCUUGGCCUUCUACCUAACAAAGACGUCUGAAGCUGAAGACAUCUUUAUACCAGUUUUAAAUAUAAAGCGUUCUGAGCUUCCUCUGCGCGGGGACAAUGUCUUCUUUCUCCAGGAGGUUAAGAUUCCAGAGCCAGCCCUGAUCUUCCGGGACGAGAUUGACCUCCUAGCCCUGCACCAGGCUGGCCAGCUCACCCUCAUCCUUGUUGACCACCAUAUUUUACCCAAAAGCGAUGCAGCUCUGGAGGAGGCCGUAGCAGAGGUGCUGGACCACCGACCAAUUGAGCAGAAAUACUGUCCUCCCUGUCACGUUUCAGUUGAGCUGGUGGGGUCCUGUGCCACCCUGGUGACAGAGAGAAUCCUGCAGGGGGCACCAGAGACCUUGGACAGACAAACUGCAGCCCUACUGCAUGGAACCAUCAUCCUGGACUGUGUCAACAUGGAUACCAACAUUGGGAAGGCAACCCCAAAGGACAGCAAAUAUGUGGAAGAACUGGAAGCCCUUUUCCCAGAUCUGCCCAAAAGAAAGGACAUAUUUGAUUCCCUGCAGAAGGCCAAGUUUGACGUCUCAGGACUGACCACUGAACAGAUGCUCAGAAAGGACCAGAAGACAGUCUACAGACAGGGCACCAAGGUGGCAAUCAGUGCAAUCUACAUGGACUUGAAGGCCUUUCUGCAGCGGACAGACCUCUUCACAGAUCUCAGUUCUUUCUGCCAUGAUCACAGCUAUGAUGCCCUGGUUGCCAUGACUAUCUUUUUCAACACUCAAAAUGAGCCAGUACGGCAAUUAGCUAUCUUCUGUCCACACGAGGCACUUCGAAUGACAAUCUGUGGCAUCCUGGAACGAUCCACCUCCCCACCCCUGAAGCUGACACCUAUCCCAAGCACCUCCCCUAACCUCCAGGCCUAUCACCAAGGCAACACCCAGGUCUCUCGGAAGAAGCUGCUGCCUGUGCUCCAGGAAGCCCUCUCCGCAUAUCUUGACUCAGCGAAGAUGGCUUCGGGGCAGUCUGAGGUAGCUGUGGGUAUGUCUAGGGAGCAGGUGGACAAGGACUUGGACAAGGCAAGUAACUCCCUGAUUUCUGGGCUGAGUCAAGAUGAGGAAGACCCUCCGCUGCCACCCACGCCUAUGAACAGCUUGGUGGAUGAGUGCCCUCUGGAUCAGGGGCUGCCUAAGUUCUCCGCUGAGGCUGUCUUUGAGAAGUGCAGUCAGAUCUCACUAUCCCAGUCUGCCAGAGCCUGCACAUCAAAUAAGUGACCAUUGGAAGUAGGGUGGGGAAGUGUGGAGGAGGUGACUGGCCUGCCUCAAAUGCAUGUUUUGAGAUGUUUGACCACUUCAGCAACUACGUCAGUGGCUUCAGGAUCGGGUGUACUGUUCUCAUAACCUUGGGAGGAGAAAGAGAAAGAGAGCGGCUGCUGUAGGGACAGCUCUCUGCCUCUCCUCUCCUGGCUCUACCAGUAAGACAAGAUUUAUUUAAUUUUAUUAUUUAAUCUGCACUGAUUUUCCUGUCUUUGGUGGGUACAGUGUGAUAGGACCACUGUCCUGGCAGAGCAGGACUAAAGGAAUGUAGACCCCAUCUCAGUGUCUUCAGAAGGACUGUGAACAGAGGCAGCGUCUGCCAUGAAACCAGUUCACCGCUCCUCUCCAUGAAUUGACCUUUUCAAUUUUUUUAAAGUUAUUUUUGAGACAGAGCCUCAUGUAGCCCAGGCUGGCCUUGAGCUCUGUAUGUAUCUGAGGCUAGUCCUGAAUUCCUAACUCUCCUGAGUGCUGAGAUUGUCAAGCACUGCAUUAAACCUGGCUGGUCUCUUGUCUUGACUUCCUAUAUCUUUGGCUCCUUCUGUCUCAGAAUGAUGGGAAGCCUGACGGGGACCUGAGGAUUGAGGUCCUUGCUUUCUCCUGGUGGCCAUGGGACCUCAGAGGCAUUUUUGCCAAGAGGGCAGAACCUGACUGAGCCCUGGAUAUCCCCUGUCUUAGUGGGUCUGCCAAGGUCUUGUCAGUCUUUUUCUGGUUUUGCUCAAGUUGAAGAAUGCGUGGAGAGUCUUCUGGUGAGACAUCCUCUGUCCCGGGUCCCAUUUCCCCACCUGUAACUGAGGUUAGGAAAAGAUGUGCCCUUCCUUCCUCCCAGCCUUUCUCCCCUCUGCUUCCUCAUUACUUUUGUCCUCCCUGGGAGCGUUCGCGCUCUGGGUCACUGGAUUGUUUCGUGUUUAUGUGUGAUUGUACCAAGGAACUUAGCCUCAUGUAGCAUGUACAGGGUUGUAAUGGUGACCCAGCAGCGAGCUCUCUCCCAGUAAUUUGUUCCGCAUGUGUAGUCUCCCCUCGCCUCCCCCACCUCCCAUCCCCCUUUUUUCCAAUCAAGCUGUUUCCCCUGUUCUUACCCUAUAUAAGUUGCAAACAAUAUCGCUGAACAGUAGGGUGUGUGGUGGUUUGGGGCAGUCUGACUUCACUUUAGUGUAUGACGUCUGUAGCCAAUGGGAACGUGAAAUAUUGGUGCGAUCACUGAACCAAAGGGAUUGUGUUCUGUGACUUUGGUACUUUGUUUUGCAUUUUUGUUUCAUAUUAAAUACUUUCUUUCUGUUUGA